Messenger RNA from Vicia faba (fava bean), 465 nucleotides. Lineage: Eukaryota; Viridiplantae; Streptophyta; Magnoliopsida; Fabales; Fabaceae. The record is from the annotation of a GenBank genome assembly.
AUGCUUGGUUUCGGUGCCGACCUUUUGUGGGCCGACAUGAAUCGUCUUCUUGCCUUUCUCUUCCAUCAGGGAGUUUUGGAUGAGCAGUUCUUGCAACUUCAACAGCUUCAAGAUCACACUUCUCCUAACUUCGUCUCUGAAGUCGUCAACAUUUACUUCCACGAGUCCGAAAAGCUACUCACCAAUCUCAGAUCAUUGCUAAUGGAGAGGGAGUUUUCGGAUUACAAGAAAAUGGAAAUACAUUUGAAUCAAUUCAUUGGUAGCAGCUCAAGCAUUGGUGCUAAGAGAGUUACAAGCAUUUGCAUUGCCUUUCGUGCCGCUUCCGAGCAAGACAAUCGUACUGGAUGUUUGCGAGCGUUGGAGAUGCUCGAGCAUGAAUAUUGUUAUCUUAAGAACAAAUUGCAUGAACUUUUCCAAAUAGAGCAGCAACGUGCUUUGGCAGCAGGAGUGAGAUACCCAGUUUAG